CUCUCCCUCCCUUCCUUCCUUCUCUGCGAAGGUACUCAUCUGAAAAAUGAGAACAAAGUGAUUGUUCCUGUUCUCUUUCUUAAGUCACUUCAAAUGCUGUUGGUGAGGCUGGAGGCUCAUUGUGAGGAGCGCAGAGCAGGAGACAGGCGGGUGAUGGACAGUUUUCACUCUCAAGAUCUGAAGAACGUGUAGAAAACCUUCAGCAUGGAUUCAAAGGAGAGCGAGAGCAAGCGCAUGGAGGACGUUCCCUGCAGAAGCGUUGAUCUUUCCCUUCUUCCAUACCCUCUUCCUCAUCCCAUCGUCCCUCAACCCCACAGAUACGUCCCUGACAUGAUCGACCUCAACCGGCUCCGGCUGCACCGCGUCGUCCAGGUCAAACAGGAGCUGCCGCUGUGGCCUCCGUCUGCGCUGCUCGUGCGCUCUCCUCCGCCGUACUUCCAUCCUUUCCAUCCCAGCUUAGUGCCGUUCCCGUUCCUCCUGCCCGGCUCCGUCCCGCACCUCUCCCCGAACCCCUUCUACCCGAGCGACGUGCCGAGGUUCCGCCGCAGGAGUCCGGAGGCCGCCAGAUCCGCCGCCGAGAAGCUGAACGUCCACGUGGACGACAGUUACUACGUGGACGUGGGCGGCGAUCAGAAGCGCUGGAAGUGCCGCAUGUGCGAGAAGUCGUACACCUCCAAAUACAACUUGAUCACGCACAUCCUGGGCCACAGCGGGAUCAAGCCGCACGGAUGCAACCUCUGCGGGAAGCUGUUCAAGCAGCUGAGCCACCUGCACACGCACAUGCUGACGCACCAGGGCGCGCGGCCGCACAAGUGCCAGGUGUGCCACAAGGCCUUCACGCAGACCAGCCACCUGAAGAGGCACAUGAUGCAGCACAGCGACGUCAAGCCCUACAGCUGCGGCGUCUGCGGCCGCGGCUUCGCCUAUCCCAGCGAGCUGCGCGCGCACGAGCUCAAGCACGAGAGGGGGCAGGAGAACGUGUGCGUGGAGUGCGGACUCGACUUCCCCACGCUGGCGCAGCUCAAGCGCCACCUGACGGCGCACCGCGGGCCCGUGCAGUACGACUGCGGCGAGUGCGGCAAGAGCUUCCAGUAUCCCAGUCAGCUGCAGAAUCACAUGAUGAAGCACAAGGACAUCCGGCCGUUCAUCUGCAGCGAGUGCGGGAUGGAGUUCGUCCAGUCGCACCAUCUCAAACAGCACACGCUGACGCACAAGGGAGUGAAGGAGCACAAGUGUCGCAUCUGUGGCCGUGAGUUCACGCUGCUGGCCAACAUGAAACGCCACGUUCUGAUUCACACCAACAUCCGGGCGUAUCAGUGCCACCUGUGCUACAAGAGCUUCGUCCAGAAACAGACGCUGAAGGCGCACAUGAUCGUCCACUCCGACAUCAAGCCCUACAAAUGCAAGCUGUGUGGAAAGGAGUUUAACAGAAUGCAUAAUCUGAUGGGCCACAUGCACUUGCAUUCUGACAGCAAACCCUUCAAAUGUCUUUACUGCGCCAGCAAGUUCACGCUGAAGGGAAACCUGACCCGCCACAUGAAGGUCAAGCACGGGAUCAUGGACCAGGGACUGGACGCUCGGGUGUUCCGGCGACGGGGACGGCUGUGUCUCUCUGGCCCGCUGCGGAUCCUGUCCCGCAUCGGUCAGGACGAGCCCUUCGAUCUGUCCCAGAAGAACCACGGGCAGAUGCAUCUGUCUCCGUCUGACGGCGGGAGCUCCAGCCGGGAGGAGGACGAGGACAGUCUGUACAGAAUGAGCCAGUACAGUCCUGACCUCUACAACCCGGCGCUGGAGACCAGAGACGAGGAGGAGGAUGAGGAGAGAAAGGAGGAAGAGAAGAAGAAAACGGAUGACAAACAGUUCUACAGUGAUAAAGAGGACGAUUUCUGAGACAGACUGACAAACACGCUGUGAAUGAUGAUGUUUCAAAUAUUUUUUUUCAUGUGAAAAAUGUACAGAAAUCUUUGCAAGUAUCUUGAUUUUUCAGAAGAAUUGUAGCAUGUUUAGUCUACUUGGUAUAAUAUUUCAUAAUGUCCAAUGAAAUUAAUAUAAUUGAGAGAAGAAAACUGAUAUAUUUCUGAGCAUUAAUGCUAAUUGCCUUCAAUGGAGGUGUAACGGCUCUGAAAAAUUAAUGACGACGGUUGAUGCAGUUCUGACAGCUUCCUGAUUUCUGACAGUUUUGUAUUUUUGCAAUGUGUAAAAGCAUGGAUGAUCAUAAAUGAUUUCAGUUGACCGCAGUGUGAACGCUGAUCAAUAUUUAUGUAUACAAUAAAUUCAUUUAAAGAUUAAA
Molecule: messenger RNA, 2290 nt
Organism: Ctenopharyngodon idella (grass carp)
Lineage: Eukaryota; Metazoa; Chordata; Actinopteri; Cypriniformes; Xenocyprididae
Gene: znf366
Product: zinc finger protein 366
Biological process (GO): regulation of transcription by RNA polymerase II
Cellular component (GO): nucleus
Molecular function (GO): DNA-binding transcription activator activity, RNA polymerase II-specific; RNA polymerase II cis-regulatory region sequence-specific DNA binding
Source: RefSeq, a predicted model, not a curated record